Molecule: messenger RNA, 4093 nt
Organism: Syngnathoides biaculeatus (alligator pipefish)
Lineage: Eukaryota; Metazoa; Chordata; Actinopteri; Syngnathiformes; Syngnathidae
Product: guanine nucleotide-binding protein G(olf) subunit alpha
Exons: 12
Coding region: 646-2136 (496 amino acids)
Biological process (GO): adenylate cyclase-modulating G protein-coupled receptor signaling pathway
Cellular component (GO): heterotrimeric G-protein complex
Molecular function (GO): GTPase activity; GTP binding; G-protein beta/gamma-subunit complex binding
Source: RefSeq, a predicted model, not a curated record
UUUUUAUAUGAGGGUGAGAAAUGCAAAUAAGUGAAAAUAUUGGUAUGAUAUUCAUAAGGAUCAAGCAGUAACAUGGCGAAUUUAAAAAUAAUAAUAAUAAUCUGAUACAGUAUUGGAAGUUAACAAAAAAGUGAGGUUUUUGAAAAUGAUAUAGAAAUUAUUAUAAUAUUUCUGAGGCUGAAUCGUUCGAGGCAAAUGCUGUGAAAACUGCAUUUACGGUGCCGCCCUGUCCUUGAAUGGAGUAAUACCGUAAUGGCGCCAAUAGACGCGCCCGCAGCAAAUUGCGUCCUCGGCGUCCACUUGACGGUAAAGGCUUGGCGCGGACCCGCAGUGUCCACGGACACGAUCAGGUGAUCCGAGAAGGAGCCGCGAGCGAGCCCACCGCAGGAGGGGAGAGACGCGCACACAUCCACCCGGGGGGGGGCCUCGAAGGCAACGAUGUCAUGUAGCGAAUGUCGGCGCCCACCCGGUGCUGCUCAUUUCCGCCUCGACGCUGGAGCGACUUCUUAGCGGCGGACGGACGGACGGAACGACGGACUUCACGGCCGUGCGCGCGCGCGCGUGUGUGUGACGAUGGCUCGUUAGGGCCGCUGGCGCACAUUUUCCCUUUAUGAGCGAUUCCCUUUGCCACAUUAUUCGUUCAGCAUGGGGCUGUGCUACAGUCUGCGGCCGCGGCUCUUCGGCGACCUGAGCGGCUCCAUCUCCAACGCCGCCUCGGACUCCGAGCCGCAUCCGGACGCGGCGACCGCCGCCGCCGUAUCCGCGCCGACCCGCGCCCAGGGGGCUCGCACCGCGGAGGACCGAGGAGGAUGCGAACCGCCCCGGGAGCGCGUCUCGGCAGGGGACGGCGUACUCAUCCAGAACGGAGGAGGCGGCGGCGGCGGCGGCAAGGGGACGUCGUCGUCGUCGUCGUCGUCCGCCGCCGCGACUCCCGCGGCCAAAGAGCGAGGCGGACGCCGCCUGCAGCUGCCGCUCAAAAGCAACAAUAGCGGCCACAAGCAGAAAAACUGGGACAAGCUCCUCAUGGAGGAGAAGGAGGCCGAGAAGGAGGCGAGGAAAGUCAGCAAGAGCAUCGACCGGGCCCUCAAGGAGCUCAAGCGGGAAUACAAGCAGACGCACCGGCUGCUGCUGCUCGGUGCCGGGGAGUCCGGAAAGAGCACCAUAGUGAAGCAGAUGAAGAUUCUCCACGUCAACGGCUUCAACGCAGAGGAAAAGAAACAGAAAAUCCAGGACAUCCGGAAAAACGUCAAGGAUGCCAUAGUGACGAUAGUGUCGGCGAUGAGCACUUUAAUACCCCCUGUCCCGCUAGCCAACCCAGAGGACCAAUUCAGGAUCGAUUCCAUCAAGAGCAUAGCACCUCUGUCUGACUUUGACUACUCACAGGAGUUUUUUGACCAUGCAAAGAAGCUGUGGGACGAUGAAGGGGUAAAGGCGUGCUUCGAGAGGUCCAACGAGUACCAGCUGAUCGACUGCGCACAAUAUUUCCUUGACAGAAUCGACUCGGUAAGACAAAGCGACUACACGCCAACAGACCAGGACCUGCUACGCUGCCGAGUGCUAACUUCAGGGAUUUUCGAGACGAGAUUCCAAGUAGACAAAGUCAACUUUCACAUGUUUGAUGUUGGCGGCCAACGGGACGAGAGGAGAAAAUGGAUCCAGUGCUUUAACGAUGUCACGGCCAUCAUCUUCGUGGUGGCGAGCAGCAGCUACAACAUGGUAAUAAGGGAAGACAACAACACCAACCGGCUACGAGAAGCGCUCGACCUCUUCCGCAGUAUUUGGAACAACAGGUGGUUACGCACCAUCUCGGUCAUCCUGUUCCUCAACAAGCAGGACAUGCUCGCCGAGAAGGUACUAGCCGGCAAAUCCAGAAUUGAAGACUACUUCCCCGAAUACGCUCGCUACACCAUACCAAAUGAAGCAACCCCUGAGCCCGGCGAGGACCCGAGAGUGACGAGAGCAAAAUUCUUCAUCAGAGACGAGUUUCUUCGGAUCAGCACGGCGAGCGGCGACGGCCGCCAUUACUGCUACCCGCACUUCACCUGCGCCGUGGACACGGAGAACAUCCGACGGGUGUUCAACGACUGCCGGGACAUCAUCCAGAGAAUGCACCUGCGGCAGUACGAACUCUUGUGAUGAGAUCUCCCGCCUCCUCCCGAGGACCAUCAAGUACUACUGAAGUGUGUCAAAUCCUCCUCCGCUCUUUUUUUUUUUUCCCUUUUUUUUUUCCAUUCACUUUUUUGGAUUCCUCUGCGACGAGAAGAUUCAAUUGAUUCCUUUGAUGUUUUUUCCUCUUUUUUUUUAUGUUAUUUUUUAAUUUUAUCAUUCCACUAAGCUUCAGGCUACCUCCUUUUCUUUACCCCCCCUCCCUCUCUGUUUUUUUUUUCGGAUACAUGAAGACACCUACAGCACCUCAGUGAAGAGCGUGCGAUGAGCGCGUGAGCGCCCUCCUCCAAGAGAAUGAAGAGAUAAAUGCACGUUUGCUUCAGGUCACCCCCCCCCCCCUCACAACGAUGAUUUGGAUUAUUCUCCCCCAAGAGGAUCACACAAUGUAGCAUCAAUGCGAUAUUUAUUAACCCCGUCACCACUUUUCUUUUUUUUGGGGGGGGGGGGUGGAUUUAAAACAAAAAAAAAAACGCUUUGCGGACCGAGAUAAAAGAGAGAGACGGGGCGCACGAUGAUUAAAUAGUAUGGCAAGCCGGAAGGAUUUUUCCCCCCAAAAAGGAGCUACUGCUGCUGCUGCUGCGUGCACUUUAGCCCCGCCGCCUCCACAGACUCGGACCCCCGACCCACCACACACACACACACACAUGCACAUACACACUAUCCUUUUACCUGCGGGAAGGGGAGACAAAUGUGUAUUAUUAUUAUUUUUUUUUCUUUUUCUUUUUUUCUUGUACACUGUGCAAGGUGGAAUUCUCCUGUACAGACUGUAAAGUGUAAUAUUAUUUUGUACAAGUUCAAUUGAAAAGAAAAACAAAUCUACUUGUAGAUCUUUGUGCCUUGAUUAUGGCUGUACCUGUAAAAAAAAAAAAAACUACAACAAAAACAAAAUGAGCUCAGAUGUAAGUAAUGUUUUUUCGACCGCGCUGUACAGCUUGAUGUCAAAAACGUUUUUUUUUUUUUUUGUCGGCAGCAAAACACGGAGACUGCACGAAAUGGGGCGAGGGAAACUUUCUCUGUAGAGUUUAGGUUUUUUUUUCUGGUUUAUAAAAAAAAAUCUAAAUAAACUGCUGUUUAUUUAAAAAAAAAGAACUAAAAACAAACUAGGGAAAGUAUCCUAAAAAUAUACAUUAUGCAAAUUAACCACUUACCUGCAGUGAGGACCACAUGUUGCAGCACCAUUGCCUUUUUUUUUUUUUUUUUUUGGGGAGGGAUUUUUAUUCUGCCCUCUUUGUUUAAAUUAUUGUUUUUAUUUUACUUUAACAGCUUUAAAACACAACAUUGGAAAUCCUUUGAAAGUGUCCAAAUUGCAACCUGGUGUUGUUUUCAUAGGAACCAACUUUUUUUUUUGUUCUCUCUCUCUCUCUCUCUCUCUCUCUCUCUCUAAGUGCGUGCGAGAUCCUGUGUACAUAGACUCACACAUGCAUUAUGUGUGUGCGUGUGCGUGUAUGAAUGCAGGAAAAAAUAAUUUUAUAAAUGUAUGUACAUGUAAAUUUAUAAGUCUAUAUAAAUAUAUAUGUACAAUUAUACAUGUUUAAUUAUGUGUGUGCCUAGGUGUACAUACCUAUGUAUGUAUACGCUAAAUAUGUCUACAUACACACAUAGGAAAGCAUGUCUAGAAUGGAGCUGAAUAAAUGAGGGUGUGCAAUAUUGGUCAUGUUUGGGGGUGGGGGGGGGGGGUCCUAUGGGAGCCAUAUGCGAUACAGGCACAGGCACUAUGAAUGUGUGAGCAGCACCCAACAAGACGAGCUCUUCUUGUACAAAAAAAAUAAUAAAUUUAGCAUCAGCCUUUUCUUCUGCUACACGACACACGCCUUCUCCCCCCGCCCCUCCACACACACACACACACACACACACACAGUCGACUUGGACUGCAGGGGCCGACGCCUCACUCGAGCCCGGGGAGGAUGAUGAAAUGACAUUUUUAUUU